This is a messenger RNA of Verticillium dahliae VdLs.17, 1906 nucleotides long. RefSeq lists its product as uncharacterized. The record is from RefSeq and is a predicted model, not a curated record. The coding region runs from base 518 to 1807 and encodes 429 amino acids. The transcript has a single exon. NCBI's taxonomy places the organism in Eukaryota, Fungi, Ascomycota, Sordariomycetes, Glomerellales, Plectosphaerellaceae.
ACCUGCGCCACACAUCACAUCUUCGUUCUCCAGAGUGAUUGGGGAAGCUGGGCAGUAAUCCCGAGACACAGGGGACAUCAAUCAUGGCCUCAGAUUUGCCCGUUUGAAAGCUUGCAGAGAAACUGUUUGCUCAGCCUCUGUCCUCCGAAUGAGUCAGCCGAUGCUGAUGACAACCCCCAGCUCUCGACCGAAACCAGUAUCUGUUGUUGCAACAAGGCAUUUGGAUCGACUAUUAAUACCAUAUUCGCGUGCCAUGAACGGUUCUCAGAAAUUUCCAGUGUAUUCACAGACGCUACAUUGUUCGACCCCGGAAGAGACACGGUGAUUGAUCAUAUGGGUUGCCCCAAGCUCCUCUACCAUGAGUAACUGAUGGCUGGCAGCUCUGCUAUCUUCACGCUUCCCAGAAAACCCAAGAGACAAGCUAAAGCGACCACAGCCUCUUGAAAAUCUCCACAGGGGUGCUCCUUCACUACCAUACCCAAGUCGACGAACCCACUUGCUAGAGUGCAACAGCACCAUGGGCGGUUCAGCGUUUGCUUCAGGAGAAAAUCCGCUCUUCACUCCCCGCAUGCCGCCUCACAUAUACGAGCUGGUCAAGAGCCGUUGCAAGAGCGCUCUCCGCGAGUUGUACAUCUACGUGGCAAGUCCCAUUGACGGUCCUGCCAAGAGGGACUACGGCGAUGUCGACGUUCUGAUGACCUGCGCAAGAGGCGAGUUCACAGGAAGGAGCGGGGAAGAAGCAUUGCCCGAAACCGUCAUCAAAGCCAUCCAGUAUGCCCUGGGAGCCGAGUAUGUCCUGGCCGAAAGAGGCGGCUCGCAUUUUGCCGUUCCCUGGCCGAAGGACCUUCCUGCCGAUAGCUGCGCAGCCGAGCAGCAGCCCCAACGCUACAUCCAGGUCGACGUGACCGUCUCGCCGUCAGUCACUUCGCUGCAGUGGAGCUUGUUCAAGCACGCACACGGCGACAUUUGGAGCAUCCUCGGCUCCGUCAUUCGUCCCUACGGCCUGACCGUCGACGAGCAGCGCAUGUUCCUACGCAUCCCCGAGAUUGAGCAGACGAACAAGAACAAGGCCAAGAUUGAACUGACGGACGACCCGUGCGAGAUUCUGGAGUUUCUCGGCCUGCCAAUUGCUGGAUUCUGGGAGACACCAUUUCCGACGCUGAAUGACAUGUACGAGUACGUCGCUCAGUGUCGCAUGUUUUGGGUUCGCCCCGGCAAGGAAGGAGCCAACGAUCAGGGGGGGACGCACGACCCAGCCCAGGACAAGGCGAAGCUCAAGUCUAAUGAUCGGAAAAGGAUGAGCUCGAGGCCGAAUUUCAGCAAGUGGAUCGACGAGUUUGUGCCACGCUGCCGUCAGGAGGGUCGAUACACGACGCAGCGGACGUCUCGGGAACAGAUCAAGCACGAGGCUUUUGCUCGUUUCCACGUCGAAGCCGAAUACAACCGGCGGCUGGAUGAAUACAUCCGAGAGAAACAGAUCGAUACGGUGUGGAAGGACAUCAAGGCCGCUUUUCCCGCCGCAGACCCGACCGACAAGUACGCCUGCCAGUCUCGAGGUUGCACGAUCAAGGCAUUGAAGAAGGUCAUCAUCGAAGGGGACACAAGCUUUGGCGUUUUGCCGGAUGAGGAUUCGCCGAUGAGGGACAAGGAUGGGUUCUUCAUCUUUGAGAAUGUGUAUGACUUUAUCAGCCGAAAGGGCCAAGAGGUGGGACGAGCUGCAAUGGCGCGGCAUCACCAAGCAUACGAGGAGCUGCUCGAGACGAAGGGCCUCAAACGGAAGCAGGAGACCAGUUCUGAAGUGGCAUAGGGUACACAAUGACACAUUCUUGGGACGAGUAGACAUGAGAUGCGGAGGGGCACGCUAGAUAUCACGACAAGACGGGAGACAACAGAACCAGAGUAGCCC